Megalobrama amblycephala (Wuchang bream) is the source of this 2525-nucleotide messenger RNA. RefSeq names its product RING finger protein 122. Gene Ontology annotation, molecular function: zinc ion binding; ubiquitin protein ligase activity. Gene Ontology annotation, cellular component: endomembrane system. The record is from RefSeq and is a predicted model, not a curated record. The transcript has 6 exons. Lineage: Eukaryota; Metazoa; Chordata; Actinopteri; Cypriniformes; Xenocyprididae. Bases 1473 to 1871 code for a protein of 132 amino acids.
UAUUAUUGUUUUCCCCCAAAUGGUGCUUCCUGCCUGGGUUGGUGAGGCCUUCACAUCUCUUGCCUCCCCCUCAACCUCUCAUAGAUAGACCAGAUGGUGGCUUUAUGGCAGAAAGGGUGCACCACUAGUGUUUGCCUUUAUGCACAAACAAUUGGCCAGACUUCACUCUCAUUGCCAAAAUGCUCUCUCGCUCUCUCCUUUGAAAAUGAAAAUCUGUUUAAAAUAAGAAAAAUAACACUGUAAUGGUUAAAUAAUAGGAAAUGAAAAACAUUAUUUGCAUUUAAAGGGAUUGAGAUGCUAAAAAAUAGUAUUUAUAAUUCGAAAUACUGUUUAAAUAACUGUUAACCUGUUUAUUGUCUCCCCAUUAGGAACUACUGGUCCUCGAGCAGCUAUUAUUUCUGGGUUUUUUUCUUUCUGCAACAUUUUAAAAGUUGUAGUCGACUCAUAAAGUUAAAUUUUAGUGUCUUUUUAACCUUUUCCCCCUUUUUCACAAAAAAUAAAAUUGUCAUCUACUUUAUAAAAAGUGCACUAAGUAAAACUAAUUAAAUCAUACUAAAGAGCAUAUACAGUAUAUAUAAUAUUUGUAGCCAAGCACAACUACAGCAUUUUCAUUUACUGUCUCUGCGCUUCGGCACAAUGGAGGAUUUCUUGUCUGCUUUUGUUUCAUCCACAAGCACAGCACAAUGAAGUGCGCCUGUCUGUUCUUUACUUAUGUUAACAGUGUUUCUAAAAAUAUUAACCGUCAUGCUACAGAAAACAUUAAUACUUUGUCAGAAAGCCCAGGGCAAUAGUAAUUCUAUCAAAUUAUAUAGGCAACUGAAUCGUUUUGGAUUAAGCUGAAUGUGUUUGUGUUGCUAUUUACAUGUGUUGCCUCAGGAUCUAGGUUAAACCAUUGUUGUCUGAACAAUGUUCACUGCUCUGGAAAUUCUCCAGUGUGUGAUGAAAUAGCUUGAACCCUGAAAGUCAACAUGGUACAUGAUACAAGGACGUUUGGAGGACUUCUACAAGACUUAAGUAAAUAAACAACUAAAAUAAAUGAAAACCCAAGAUGAUCAUUUUGAGAAGUGUUUUCCAUCACAGCAAAGACAAAGAUAACGGAUGAUUGCAUCAAUCUGAAAAGUCUGUAAAAGUUUGAAUGUGCUUAGCUGUUGAACACAUCAUUCGACACCACUGUGACAUCUCUUGUUUUUCAGUUUUAAAAGAUGUAUUACAGUGAAAAGUUCAUGCUGCUCAGCGAGGUCCAACAAUGAGAGCAGUGUUACAUGGAGUUUAGAAACACGAGGACAGUCCGCAGGCUCACAGUAUGCAAUAUGCAUGCAGGGGCCACUGAGAAGAGUACACAUGAGAAUCACAAUGAUGUGUGUUGCCUUUCAAGGGUCUGACAGAAAGAAAUAUGCGACCCACUCGGAUAACAGAUUCAUGACCAUGCCUGUGUGACACAGACUUAACUGAGUACAGACAAGUUGUGCAAAAUGACCACAGACAUUACCGGUCGUCUUCCACUCAAUGUUUAUGUCAUCAUUCUUGGGAUAGGCCUCUUCAUCUUCAUGUUGAGCAUGAUCUUCUGUUGCUACCUGUUCAGACUGAGGCGACAGGGCACGCAAGAACAAUAUGGAUAUAAUGAGGUCGUUCUAAAAGGUCCAGGGAAAAAAUUGAGUCUUCUUGGACAGACCUGUGCAGUUUGCCUGGAAGAGUUUCGGAGCCGAGAUGAACUAGGGGUUUGCCCUUGUUCUCAUGCGUUUCACAAGAAGUGUCUGGUGAAGUGGCUGGAAAUUCGCAGCGUCUGCCCCAUGUGCAACAAACCCAUCUGCAGGCUCCAGCCAGACCCUCUGCAGGGGGCAGAGGGGCCCCAGAACCCCCUGGAGGUGUGACAGAAGAGGGACAUCGCUGCUCAUAGAUAGGCAGGCUCUCACACACCUAAGAACAGCGUUAAAAAUCACCACACUACUGGAGCGGGCGGACUCGUCCCAAAUACACAUCCACCGCCCCUGUCCACCAAUCACCAGAUUUCUCCUGCAUAGAUGGGGGGAGGGAAGGGAAGUGGGAUUUUCCCAGUGGAACUGAACUGAUGUGCCGUGUUCUUGGUCAUAAUGUAGCUUGCAUCAAGAUUAAUUGAUGCCUUAUGGAGAUGCACAAAACAUGAGGUCUGAGUUGACACUGUGCAAUAUGUGCAAGCAUACAGUAGUACCCGUCUAAGGGAGACUGUGGUCACUAUUAAUACCAUAAAGAGUAAAGUUUAGAUAUGCCUAGUUACAGAAUCCAAAGUUAGGAGCCUGAGUCCUGACCUUUAGGAUCUGUGAGCUCAUCGUUUUUUACUCUUGCCAAUAUUUUGACAUUUGACACUCAUAAAUGUGUUUCUUUAGAGUGUUCUGAGUGCUAAAGGGAGCUCAUAGUCUUGAUGAGAACCCAUGCUGUAAUCCGGAACCCUCAGAUUUAGAUGAAAUUUGGCCUAAUUUAAGUUAUUUAAGGUGGAUGUUUUGUACUAUAUAUGGCUCUCAAUAAAAUGUAAACUUUCUGUGAUGAAA